AUGUAAAAAUUAACCUAAGGCUUCUUACAAAAGAGUAUAUAAAACUACCCAAAAACACAAAAUGUAUUAUAAUGGGUAUGUGAUAAUAAAAAAACAAUCCGUUUCCGUUUAUUCAGCGAAAUUGAAUUAAAAAGCAUUAAUGACCCCCUGAAAAACAUAAACAAAGGCCUAGGUUUAGUAUCUUAACAAGAAAUCCAAGCUGGAUCUGAAGUUUUUUUAGUAUCAACUGAAAAGUCAAUAACUGGCUUAGAAUUGGUAGGAAGUGAUCGUAUAAAAGCGUAUGAAAUAAAUGAUUCUGUAACAAAAAUCGCGUCUAAGUAUUACGAAAAAAAUCCAUAUCAAUUUUAUUAUAUCUAAAAUGUACUCAAAAUAAUCACAUAACUAAAUGUGCAUAGUAAAUUCGAAACUAUGUAAUUAUAUCCAUAUGCAGAUUAUUUAUUGAAGUAUUUUCUAGAUAAUGCAAAUGAAAUACCUAAAAACCCAUUAUAUUGGGACACUAAUACUAUAAAAGGUAUAUAUUCUUCAUAUUUAGCUAGUUUAAUUAGUUCCACACAUAGUCAGUUUUAAAGUAUAACUGAAGAUCUAUAUAAUAAUAGACUUUUCGGGUUCGUUUUUUAGGAUUUUUGUAAUUAUAUGAGUAUUGUGAGAAGUAGAAAUUUGAAUUUUUUACCUGAAUAGCCGAAACAUUUUGAUAUUAAUUCAGUUGUUAUUAUGACUCCUGUAGUAGAUUGGAUUAAUCAUUCCUUUUAGCCUAAUUGUAGGGUUACAGGGACUUAUUUUGAACAUGAAAAUGAGAGCUAUGUGUGUGUUAAAGCGAUUAAAGAUAUUUUGCCGGGUGAGGAGUUAACUUUGAAUUACGGAAAUAUGCCAAACUACGAUUUUUUAAUGAAAUAUGGGUUUGUUAAUUAGAUAAAUGAAUUUAAUGAAUUUGGAUUAAAUUUGAACUUUGAUAAUUAUUUGGAAUAUACUUCUUAACAAUUUGAAUUAAAAUAAAAAAUUUUUAAAAUUUAAAAGGAUUUCACUUUAGACAGAUUUGUUAUUUAUUAAAAUAAAAUAAAUAAAGAUUUAUUAAGAACUUUAAGAAUUUAUUUUAUUAGUGAUUAAGAUGUUUUUAAUAAUACUGAAAUUUCCACCUAUAUGUUUAAUGAUUUUGAUAAAUAAAUUAGUACUUAAAAUGAAGUUUAAUUGUGCAAAUAUAUGAUUAAUAUACUUAAUUAGGAAAAAUAAAAAUACAUUAAAAAUAGAUAAAGUACACUUGAUUAUAACAAAAUAGAAAGAUAAGAUAAAAAAGGAUUAAUUAUUGAUAUAGAUACUUUAAAUGAAAUACAUCUUAUUUAAGACUAAAAUUAUAGAAAUAUGUUACAUAUAUGUAUUGAGGAAUAAAUUGUUAUCGACAAUAAUAUAAAAUUCUUUACAAAAAUGCUUGAAAAGGUUUAAUGA
Ichthyophthirius multifiliis is the source of this 1440-nucleotide messenger RNA. RefSeq names its product SET domain protein. The transcript has 2 exons. Gene Ontology annotation, molecular function: protein binding; protein-lysine N-methyltransferase activity. NCBI's taxonomy places the organism in Eukaryota, Ciliophora, Oligohymenophorea, Hymenostomatida. Gene Ontology annotation, cellular component: nucleus. Gene Ontology annotation, biological process: peptidyl-lysine monomethylation. The record is from RefSeq and is a predicted model, not a curated record.